Messenger RNA from Corylus avellana, 2797 nucleotides. RefSeq lists its product as uncharacterized. Gene Ontology annotation, molecular function: DNA binding. NCBI's taxonomy places the organism in Eukaryota, Viridiplantae, Streptophyta, Magnoliopsida, Fagales, Betulaceae. The record is from RefSeq and is a predicted model, not a curated record.
GUUUGCAUUUCUCCCUCACCGUUUCACAAAGCAAAAGCCCAAAGCUGGCAGAGGCAUUAUCGAUCGAGAGAGUGAGGAUCGCCGAAGAAGUGUCACGUUCUGCCAUCUUGUCAACGGAGACCUGGGAUUCCGGCGACAUGGUGGCCCGGAACUCGCCGGACUGGCUUCCCUCCGGCUGGGUCGUCCAAUUCAAAGUGCAGAAAACCGGUCGCAAAAUUAGGUUUUACACAAAUUUGGAAACUGGGAAGAAGUUCUUCUCCAAGGAUGAAGUUAUCCACCAUACAAAAGUUAGUAGCAGAAAAGGUAGAAGGCCUCAGCCAUCUAAUAGAAACACCAAAAGGCACUCUAGAAACAAUCCUAAGGCAGUAAGAACCAAUGAACAUCCUGAAUGGUUACCUAAAGGUUGGAAUGUGGAGGUGAGAACCCGGAACAGUGGGCCAAAAAUUGGAGCAAAGUACAAGUGUUAUCUUGAUCCAUUGACCGGAUGUAAAUUCUAUUCCAAGCCACAGGUGUUUCAAUAUCUCAAAACUUUAAAGCUGGGUAGUAGGACACCCAUAAAGAGAAAACCAGAUAUUGGUCUGCCUUUGGUUGUAGUCGAGAAGUGUACAGCGGAGGAUUUACCAGCAGGGUGGAUAAAGGAAAUCAAGACAAGAAAGAAUGCAUUGGGAAUUAGAAGGGACCCGUAUUACACAGAUCCGAGAAGUGGAUAUAAGUUCCGCUCCAAAAAGGAUGUUUUGCGCUAUCUAGAAACCGGAGAGAUUAGUAGAAAUGCAUUUAAACCAAAGGAAAGCUGCAUCAACAAUGAAGAGUUGAUUAACGGUGAAAUCUCACCAUCAACUGCAGCUAAAAGGCAGAAAUUAAAUCCCCCAGCAGCUAGACAGAGGCCUUUUGCAGGUAAGGGAAGUUCUGACAAGGACAGCUUGGUAUCGGCAGAAGCCAAGAGCUCAAGGAGAGGGCGAGCAAGUAAAGUAUCUGCUGAACAGAGGGUUGCUUUUGCUCCCACAGCUGAGAUUGUCAUAGGCAAGCAUUCAGUGGGGGAUACAAUUAAAGAGUCUGCUGAAACGAUGGAAAAUUCUAAUCCAGGGAGGUCAACAUUGCCUAAAGCUGAUGGCCCCAAGAGAAAAGGUCGACCAAAAAGUCUCCCUGCCAAUGAUGAGCGUGUUUUAACUCCUGUGGUUGAUAUCCUGCAGGAGAAGAAUGGCCUUGAGAAUAUGAAGGAAAAAAGUCUCCCUGCCAAUGAUGAGAGUGUUUUAACUCCUGCGGUUGAUAUCCUGCAGGAGAAGAAUGGCCUUGAGAAUAUGAAGGAAAAGAGCACUAGGAAAAAUCAGAUUAACUUAAACAAGUCCAAGAAGAAGAAAGAGUUUAACAUGCCUUGCCGAUCUUCGAAACGGCUUGCGGGGCUUGAACCUGAGCAGGUUGUCAACUCUGUUCGCAGUCAACAAGCUUUUCGAGUUUCAACUAGGAAGUUUAGUGAAAGUGGAGCUGGUCCAGAUGCAGGAUUGGCUCCAUGUAGUUUGUCAAAUGGAGCAUCUGAGCAGCCCAAAGAUGGGCAAGAAACUGUGAAUGAACAUCAUGCUUCUAAAGACUUGAACAAUCCAUUACAUGGAGAGCCAUCAGAGAAGAGCAAGAGGCCUCUCGAAAACCAAGCUGCUUCCAAAGAGCAACUGGAGGUGCUGGAAACCGAAACAAUGGAUGAUGAGAAACAAGAACAACCCUACUGUCCAUUUGUGAAUUCUUGGUCAGAUCCAUGCCUAGAAUUUGCAAUCAAGACUCUUACAGGUGCAUUGCCACUGGAGGACACUACUAAUAACAGGCCUGUUGAGAUCCCGCAAAACGAGAAUGCUCUUGAGGGUGGAAUAAAAAAGAGCAGCAAUAGAACCCGGGUUAAUGUGAAGAAAUCUAAGAACAAAAAAGAGCUUAAAGUACCGCCUCGGUCUUCAGGUCGACUUGCUGGAUUUGAACCUGAGAUGGCGGCCAAUUCGAUUUCCAGUAAACGAGCUCUUCAAAAUGCAAGUAGAAAGUCUCAUGAAAGUGAAGCCAUUCCACCUGUGGUUUUGGCAGAUGGACCAUCUCAGCAGCUUGAGGCUGGGCUAGCCAUGGAGCCUGCGGCACAUCAUACUUCUACAAACUUAAAUACUCCAGUACUUGGAGAAUCAUCAAACAGGAGCAAAGAGCCUCUUGAAGCCCAAGUUGUUUCCAAAGAGACACCUCAAAUGCCUCAAAGUGAAAUAAUGAUAGAACCACAGUUCUCCUUUCCUUUCGGGGAUUCUUGGUCAGACCCAUGCCUAGAAUUUGCAUUCAAAACUCUUACUGGCGCAAUACCCGUGGAAGAUAAUUUGGCAAUUCAAGGAAGCUUCCAGGAACAACUUGAUAUCUCUCACGCGCAGAGGGAUAGUAGUUUGGCAUUGCCAGAUUUUGGCUUACCCAGCUCUUUCCAAAACGACAUUUCGUUCAAUUUUGAUUCAGCAGAAAAACCUGUGUCAGGACAUGAGCCUGGAAAUGUGAGCUUGCCAAGUUGCAGUGGAGUUGGUUCUCAACAACCUUGCUUGGAAGGCAAUAAGGAUCUCCAUGGAAAUGUAAACUCCUAGAAGAAAGGCAGCUAGUUAUCUGAGAUAGUUAGUAGAAAUCUGCCUUUCGCUGUGUGUAUUUUGUAAUAUUUGUAACUAGGGCUUGAUGCUCAGUGUCAUCUGCUUAGAAGAUCUAGGGGCAAAAGCAAAAACAGGGAGGAUUUUAGUCACAGCUGUUGUAACAUUGUUUCUUUUUCAUUUUUUAGCAGAAGUUUCAAUGGAGAAUUAGG